UUCUGUUUGACGGGUAUUUUUUUUCCCCCUCCUUCCCUGAGACUCUUGAAUGAGUACUAUAGGGCAUAGACCGAGACUUUUGUUUUGAGAACAACUGCUAAUUUUUUUAUGGGUUUGCUUUGCUUUCACUGAACAAAUCUUCGACCUUCUCUUGGGUUAUUAUAAUCAUGUCUUCUGAGAGGUUCUGAAGUUAAUAAUAGUUUUUUGUGUACCGAGUACUCUUUUCGUUCUUCCACCACGUUUGGCUUGGGGUUUUCCGUAUAUCGCUGCCCCUUCUCUUUUUCAGGCACUGAGUAUCCAUGUGGUGUAGGGUAUAAGGGUUCGAUUAUGAGCCCUUGUAUUUGGUCCUUUUGCUCAUCCAAGAUUACCUGGAUCCGUUGCUUCCUGCUCGCCUUGCUAAUCUACGGGAGGGCUGCGCGGGGGACGCUGUGAAGCUCCAAAUUCUGUUUGCAAUUACUCAAAGUUAACGGCUCCUUGGACAUAUUUGCAGUAUCUGGUGGUUAGGCAGCAAUAUUGUCGGUUGAACGGAGAAGAAGAGACUCGAUUCUGUGGUAAUUAUUGUCCCCUUAAGUCGAGCUUUAGUGCACAUCCUGAAUGGGAACCGAUUAUGGUGAAGUAGUGGAGACAUUACCAAAUAUCCGCUCCUUUAAGGUCCAUCGUAAAAUGUGCACAGAGCUAAUGAAAUUAGUUGAUAGAGUCUCUAGGAUAUUCCCAGAUAUUGAGGCAGCACGUCCUCGAUGCUCAUCAGGAAUACAAUCUUUGUGCUUGCUAAACAGUGCGGUUGAGAAGGCCAAACUUCUUCUGCAGCAUUGCAGCGAGGCUAGCAAGCUCUACCUGGCUGUGACUGGUGAUAGGGUACUCUCAAGAUUCCAAAAAGCAAGAAGAUCAUUGGAGCAAAGCUUAGGCCAAGUUCAGAGUAUCGUUCCAGUGAUGUUGGCGGCAGAGAUUUCUCAAAUAAUCGAUGAUCUUGCAUGCAUGACUAUUGUAUUGGAUUCAGCUGAAGAAGAGGCUGGGAGGGUUGUAAAGGAAUUGCUCCAGCAAGGUGCUUCAACCUCAGACUCUAUUGAAAAUUCUGAAAUUAAAGCUCUUCAGUUUGCUGCAGCAAGACUUAAUAUCACAUCCCAUAAAGCCAUCUUAACAGAGAAACGAUCUAUUAAGAAGUUGCUAGAUAAAGUUGGACCAAAUGAGCAGGCAAAACAGAAGAUCUUGAGAUAUCUCUGGUAUCUAUUGAAAAAGCAUGGAAACCUUAUCACAGGAGAACACAUGGAAAUGGUCUAUCCUUAUAGUGAAGGACCGAUUUUAACUGAGAACUGCAGUCAACAUUCUCGACUUAACAAUUAUGUUCAACCAGGAAGAUGCUUUAAUUAUGAGCAGUUUGAAACUCGCAACAGUGAGAUGGGUAGAGCAGAACCACCUGAGGAAUACAAAUGUCCGAUAUCUUCAAGAUUAAUGUAUGAUCCUGUUGUUAUUGCUUCUGGAGCAACAUAUGAAAGAAUGUGGAUACAAAAGUGGUUUGACGAGGGCAAUGAUAUAUGUCCAAAAACCAAGAAGAAACUGUCCCACUUGUCAUUGACUCCGAACACUGUUAUGAAGGACUUAAUAUCUAAGUGGUGCAGAAAUAAUGGGCUCACACUUGCUGAACCACAAAAGAGAGCAAAAGAAUUUCGCUCAUGGGAGGUUUCCUCAACUUCCAUUAGGAGCUUUGGCAGUUCCAUGAAUGAUCUGCACUUGCCAGUAGAUCUUAGCGGCAUGUCACUUGGAUCAUUAGAUUAUAGUCAAGGUUCUGAUUCCUCACAUGCUAGGAACAAUGACUUAAACUUGAUGUUGAAAAAGGCCGCUGAUAAUUCUUGGAGUCAUCUGGUUAAUGUGCAUGUGCAUGACACUGAUCUGAAAAUUUUGUCUAAAUUCCAAGACCUUGAAUGGGAUUCUCAGUGCCAGGCCAUUAAAGAUCUGACAGAUCGUUUGAAGUGCAAUUGCCAAGCUUCUUGUUCUGUGUCUUCUGAAAAUUUUGUUGAACCUCUCAGCAGAUUUUUGAGCAGUGCAUAUGAACAUCAAGAUGUAAAAGCUCUGAGAACUGGAACUCAAUUGUUAAUGGAAUUUGUGAGUAACUGCGGAAAGGAUCUAUCUUAUUUAAGAGAAGAUACAUUUGGUAUGUUGGCUAGUUUUCUUCAUUUAGAAGUGAUAGGUGAAGCUCUUUCCAUAAUGGAAAAACUAUCUGCGAAUCAGCAUAACAAAGCUACAAUUGCAACAUCCAGUGUGCUCACUUCCAUCUUAAAGAUCCUGGACUCUGACAGCAGAGAGUUCCAAGAACAAGCUAUCAGAAUAUUGUAUAAUUUGUCUUUCAACAGUGAAAGUUGCUCCCACAUGGCAUCUCUCGGGUGCAUCCCAAAAUUGAUGCCCUUUUUUAAGGAUCAGGCCCUUUUAAGAUACUGUAUAUGUAUAUUGAAAAGCCUUUGUGAUAUUGAGGUGGGCAGGGUUUCUGUUGCGGGAACUAGCGGAUGCAUAUCUGCAGUUGCUGAGAUAAUUGACACUGGCGGUGUUGAGGAACAGGAGCAUGCACUUUCUGUUUUACUCUCUUUAUGCUCUCAACGCGAAGAUUAUUGUCAGUUGGUCAUGUAUGAGGGUGUUAUCCCUUCUCUUGUCACUAUCUCCGUCAAUGGAAGUGACAAUGGAAAGGCGAGUGCAUUGGAAUUGCUCCGUCUCCUUGGGGAUGUUCGAUAUGAAGAAGAGUCUGUGAAACCUAGAUUUGACACUCAAGAUACUAACGAUCAUCCUCAAGAAAAGAAAUCGUCGAAGACCUCUGAAUUUCUGAAGAAACUAUCACCUUUCUUAAAAAGCAAGAGGUGAAGCUGAAUUCUCAGCAUGGAGAUUGCAGAUUAUGGCUUUGUGGUGGGAUUUUGUCUUGCUUGAUAGCCGAUGGGCUUGUUUAGAAGAAGCCUUCGUCUUUGUAAAUGGGUAGAUUGAUCUUGCCUCUGUCUCUUACUAUUUAUUAAUAUCUCGUAGAAAUUAUUAGGCCCUAAGCAUUCAUUCAAACAAGGGGUCUGCUUUCGGAUUUUUGUAGGGUAACUGCAGGCUGUAUGAUGAUGUAUAGUUCCGUAUUAACAGUGUUUAUCAUGCUUGAUGCAUUCUUUUAGCAUCCUAAGCUAGGGUUUGUAGAAACAGUUAGAAUUAUCUUUUCUCCAGAUAAACAUAAUGGAGAUCGGUCAUAGUUUUUGAACCCCCCUCCCCCCUUUUUUGCGUCUUUAAAUUGUAAAUAUAGUGGACACGACUUUAUUGGAUUGCUGAUUGUAAAACAGACAUCAAAUGGUGUUACAUGA
Prosopis cineraria is the source of this 3317-nucleotide messenger RNA. Its product is annotated as U-box domain-containing protein 5-like. Gene Ontology annotation, biological process: protein ubiquitination. Gene Ontology annotation, molecular function: protein binding; ubiquitin-protein transferase activity. The record is from RefSeq and is a predicted model, not a curated record. Lineage: Eukaryota; Viridiplantae; Streptophyta; Magnoliopsida; Fabales; Fabaceae. Gene Ontology annotation, cellular component: nucleus; cytoplasm. Bases 595 to 2847 code for a protein of 750 amino acids. The transcript is spliced from 6 exons.